Messenger RNA from Triticum aestivum (bread wheat), 960 nucleotides. RefSeq lists its product as uncharacterized. Gene Ontology annotation, biological process: negative regulation of catalytic activity. The record is from RefSeq and is a predicted model, not a curated record. The transcript has a single exon. Bases 98 to 706 code for a protein of 202 amino acids. Gene Ontology annotation, molecular function: enzyme inhibitor activity. NCBI's taxonomy places the organism in Eukaryota, Viridiplantae, Streptophyta, Magnoliopsida, Poales, Poaceae.
CCGAGCGGGCACAUGCACAUACGUACGUACAUGCAGCUCUCGUCACCACUCCCAAGACAAAUCGAUCCUCAGGCCGGAGCGAGUUCAUCGAUCGACCAUGGCCAUGGCGGCGCGUUGCAACACGCCUAGUGUCAACCUCCUAUCCCUCCUCCUCCUCCUCCUCCUCUCCAGCGCACUCCUCGUCACCGCCGCCGGCAACUCCGCCAAGGACGCCUGCUCCAAGGCGCCAGACCAGCAGUUCUGCGUGGCCUUCCUGGCAGGCAUCCCGGAGAGCAUGACGGUGGACGCGCGCGGGCUGGCGGAGCUGGGCAUCCGUGCCGCGGCCAAGAUCGGCGCCGCGGAGGGCACGGCCGCGCGCACCCAGCUGAACCUGGUCACGAUCAAGGGCCCGCAGUGGCAGUGCAUGGACUCGUGCGUCGCCGACGUGGAGGAGGCCGUCUCCCACCUCGACGUCGACAGGGGCAAGGGCGGCGUCACCGCCAUGGACGACGCCAAGUUCAACGACGCGCGCGACUACGUGGAGAGCGCCGAGAAGGACGGGCUGACGUGGAACUGCGACCAGUGCCGGGAUGGCCUCACGGCGCCCGUCAAGACCGGGCUGCUACCCAAAGGCAACGAGUUCGAGAAGGUCAUGGGGGCCGUCACUGCCCUCAUCAAGCGGGCCGGUGGGAGCGCCGCGCCGGCGCCAGCGCCCGGCCCGUCCUGAACUCGCCGCGAGAAAUAAUACUAAUCCCCACUCGCACGUGUUGCGGUAACAUACUUUGUUGUCGACACAGAGUAACGUGCUUCUUGAUGUUCUUUUAUUCUGAUCGACCAGGUUUUCUAUGCUAGCUAUAUGUUCAUAGUGCUUCUUUUAGUUUACAUCAUUUAUUAGCUUUGUGAUCUCCUUUUGUCAUUAUUGAGACAUUGUUUGGUGCUUGCCAAUUUGGGACAUUUUAUUAAUGCGUAAAUUUUAUUUUC